Molecule: messenger RNA, 1296 nt
Organism: Coniophora puteana RWD-64-598 SS2
Lineage: Eukaryota; Fungi; Basidiomycota; Agaricomycetes; Boletales; Coniophoraceae
Exons: 5
Coding region: 139-1230 (363 amino acids)
Source: RefSeq, a predicted model, not a curated record
GUUCCAACCUCAAAAACAUACUAAUCAGAGCGGCGAAGAUCCUUUGUGUCUUGCGCCGAGGUACCAGUAGGGCUUACACAAAUAGCGCCGCUGGGGAACCGAACGACGCCUCUACUCCUGUCUCUCCCCACCUCCAGCAUGUCGUCGUAUAGUUUGUCAGAUGGCGUGCCAGACGAGACCCCCGCCGAGCUGCUCGCCGACAGCCUCAAUCUCAUUGGAAGCACAACCGUCGCCGGCACCGCUUAUGGGGUUAUGGUCACCCUCUUCGUCACCUGCGUCUACUACCUCCUGUUAGGCGCCAACCGCCGGAGAAAUGGGCGCAGGACAUGGUUUUACCUCAUGUAUUGCAUUAUCAUGUUUAUCCUUGGCACUCUCAACACCGCAGCGAAUGCAUGGACGCGCCAGCAAGCCUUCGUUACUCACCGUCUGUUCCCGCUUGGGCCGACGGCGUACACGAAUCUGCUGUUCAACGUGCCGAUGGGUAUUAUUGGAACUAUGUCGUACACUACGGCGCUUUGCAUGGCAGACGGCUUGAUCCUAUGGCGAUUUAUUAUGCUCUAUCAAGAUACGCGGUAUCGGCACUACAUCGUCCCUUUUCCGUGUCUUCUUUAUGUCACUUCAGUAGUUAUGUCCUACAAUGCUGCUAUACAUUCGUCAUUAUCCAACUUGUAUUCCAAAGUCACCGUCGAGCUAGCUACUCCGGCUUACUCACUCACUGUAUCGCUCAAUGUCUUGACAACAUCUCUAAUGGUCAUCCGAUUAUAUCUCCAUCGCAGGCACGUUCAAGAGGCCCUAGGUCGCGAACAUGGGUCACAAUAUACCAGUAUUGCAGCUAUGCUCAUUGAAUCCUCUGCACUCUACGCUGUCUGGUCUAUCGUAUUCAUCGUGCUAUAUUCCCUGGGUCACCCAGCUGAAUACGUCUUGUUGACAACUCUGUCGCAAGUGCAGAUAAUCGCACCACUCCUGAUUAUCAUGCGAGUCGCUCAAGGAACUGCGUGGACGCACUCAACACAACAAUCAUUGUUAUCGACAAUGAAAUAUCGCAGCAGUUCCCAAGACAAGACCUUUCGACUGCGGAGAAUGCACACCAACACCGAUACGUUCUCGAGAGCAUCCGCCUCUGUCGGGCCAAUUACUCCGGACGCGAAACACCCGCCUCCACCUUGUUAUCUCCAUAAUCACGAAUCCGUCGUGAAAGAUCGCGAUUCCACCUAUACAUCCCACUAUUGAAACCUUAUUAGCCGGGUGAUCCCUAGUUACGUCCCGGCUAAUUAGCCACCUUAGCCACUAUAUCCG